Parascedosporium putredinis is the source of this 549-nucleotide messenger RNA. The record is from the annotation of a GenBank genome assembly. Lineage: Eukaryota; Fungi; Ascomycota; Sordariomycetes; Microascales; Microascaceae.
AUGGAGCCCGCCACGCCUCAAGACUCGAAUACUGGUCAGGAGACCCGCGCCACCCGUCGGACCCGGUUCGUGUGCAUCUCAGAUACGCACAACGCGAACAUCGCCCUUCCUAAAGGGGAUGUCCUCAUCCACGCUGGAGACCUCACGAACAAGGGGAGCCACUCAGAACUCUCUAAAACGGUUCAAUGGCUGGAGAAAGCCAACUUUGAAUGCAAGAUAGUCAUAGCAGGAAACCACGAGCUCACACUCGACGAGCCGUACUACACCGGCCUGAAAGCCUCAAGUUCUUCCUAUGACGAAGACGUGGGCGCAUGCCUUGACAUUCUCAAAACCUCGUCGCUCACCUACCUCUGCCACGAUUCUGCCGAAAUUCGCCUCACGUCUCCCUCCGGACCUCGCACACGCUUCACGGUAUUCGGCUCCCCGUAUAGCCCGCGACGGGGCGAGGAGACCGCCUUCUCCGCAUUCGUCUAUGACUCUCCUACCAACCCUUCCGGCCAGGCUCCCACGCUUUGGGCCGACAUCGCCCCGGGACGGAUAUCGUGGUGA